Messenger RNA from Meloidogyne enterolobii, 849 nucleotides. The record is from the annotation of a GenBank genome assembly. NCBI's taxonomy places the organism in Eukaryota, Metazoa, Nematoda, Chromadorea, Rhabditida, Meloidogynidae.
AUGGAUCAAUUACACAACUCUUCUCCAUUAUCUCAACGUCGUAAUAGCACAAGCUUAAUUAAUCACAAAACUGUUGUAAUUAAUGGUAGCAAUGAAUGUCAUUUUUCCAAUGCUAUUUCUUCGCCGCCCUCGUUGACUACUAAAGCAGAAAUUCUACCACCUACAAUAACUAACUAUAACAACACAAAUAACAACAAUUUAGUUUCACCUGUCUCCUCAUCUUCUGCCAUUUCUUUAGCAGUUUCGGCACUUUUUGGUUCUUCUACUAGUACACAAGACAAUUCGACUUGUUUUAAUUUAAAUUCUGAACGUAAUAAUUUAUCAUCAAAUGACUCCAAUGUUACUCUCUGGCAAUUUUUGUUGGAAUUAUUAACUGCUAACGAGCAUCCUCAUCUGAUACAAUGGACUAAUAAUGAAGGGGAAUUUAAGCUUCACGACGCCGAAGCAGUUGCUCGUUUAUGGGGAAUUCGUAAAAGUAAACCAAACAUGAAUUAUGAUAAAUUAAGUCGAGCACUCCGUUACUAUUAUGACAAAAAUAUAAUUAAAAAAGUUAUUGGACAAAAAUUUGUUUAUCGUUUUGUUAUGGAAAAUAAUGGAGGAAAUGGGGGAGGGAAAAUGUUAGAAGGUGGAGAAUCUCGCCCAAAUUCAGAAUUAUUAAUGAAUGCAAAACAACAGCAACAAUUACAAUUAUUAGUGAAUAAUAAAAAGGAAGCAACAAAUAAUACAACGGCUAUGGAUAGAUUAUCGGCUUUUGAAUGCCUUGCACCGACACCAAUGCAACACCAAAGGAAUGCUUCUGGUAAUAGACAUAAUAACAGUAUAUUAACUCCGUCUCCUUCAGACAGGUAA